AAUUUCGAGUGGGUGUAACACUAGUUGGAAUUAUUGGCCUGAAGCAGAAAGAACUCUCAAAUAAAAAUUUAUCAGUACUGAAAUAAAAUGUGCAAAAUUUUUGUGCAUUUCGUGUGUGUACAAUUUCUGUUAUUAAAUUUUUAUGUCAUAAAUGUUCGUGGUCUGUGUCUGGCCACGGAACCACCAACUUGUUUAACGAAUUUGGAAGAGGAGGAUGCCAAAGAAAUUCUGGAUUAUGUGUUGAGCAAAUAUGAAGAAGUUGGCAUGAAAAUCACCGGCGAGCCAUUGGCGGUUCGUGGCAAGCGCAUAUCGUCCGGGGGCACUGAAGAGUUUCACAUUGUCUUCCACUACGUGGACAAUACUCCUGGUGAUGUGAUGCAAAAUUGUGUUUUCAUUGUUGUGCAUAAUCCAAAUGCAUGCGAGACUAUAAGUACAGUGUGUAAUACAUUUUUACCCGUAACUCCCCGACCACUCCUAAAGCUCGAAGAUUUAACCGUUUGCGAGGAUGGCGAAGAAACCGGAGAUGAGAAAACGGCAUAAAAACGACUCACACGGAGUAGCAAAAAAAAAAAAAUAAAAAUAAAAAAAAAAUAAAUACUCACCACUUUGAAUAUUAGAAAAUAAGUUUGUAGUUAUUAUUUAAGCAAUAUUGUGAAUAUAUUCAAAGCAGGUUAUUCAAAUA
Molecule: messenger RNA, 682 nt
Organism: Bactrocera latifrons
Lineage: Eukaryota; Metazoa; Arthropoda; Insecta; Diptera; Tephritidae
Exons: 4
Coding region: 88-540 (150 amino acids)
Source: RefSeq, a predicted model, not a curated record